This is a messenger RNA of Lottia gigantea (owl limpet), 1453 nucleotides long. RefSeq lists its product as hypothetical. The transcript has 7 exons. The record is from RefSeq and is a predicted model, not a curated record. Lineage: Eukaryota; Metazoa; Mollusca; Gastropoda; Lottiidae. Gene Ontology annotation, molecular function: protein binding. Bases 1 to 1053 code for a protein of 350 amino acids.
AUGGAUUUAAAAUGGUUAAAGACGAUGAUAAUAUUGAGUGUUGGACUGUGUUUAGUUUUUACAGUUAUAGGUAAAUAUCUUUCUGUUUUUGUUUAUUUUGUUUGUACUGUCUAUUAUGGAAAAGCUAAGAUUGUCAUAACUUUAAAUGGUAGUUUAACUACAAGAAGAAGAUUACAUGUAAAUGACACCAUGAUGAUUAAUUGUACAGUUCCAUCAAAGAUUACGUUUGUCCACGAUUUUAGUGUUCGGAAAAGAUAUAGUACUAUCAAAAGAUUCGUGAAUUCUUACACUGGAACAAUGACGAAGAAGAUUAGGUGUGAUGAUAAUACAUAUUUUAGAUGUUAUGGUGUUCCCAGAUGGAAUGAAGAUAUACAUCAACCAGUCAUAUUCUUCUCAUCUCAGGCUGCAGAUAAAAAUUAUUACCUUGAGAUACCCGGCGAACCAAGACCAACAUAUUCCGUUCAGAAAUUCACAUCUACAGGAUUACAAGACCUGCCUCUAAAUGUAGAUGUAAAUAGUUUCAAUACCCAUGCCAUAUUGCACUUCCGAAACUAUACAGAAGAUUCACAUGGUGUUUAUCAGAUCGUAGCGAAUAAUUCAUUGGGAACUUUUACUACAAACUUCACACUACGUGGUUUAUUAGUUUCACCGAAAAACCUUAGAGCCCGGAGUACUACUACUACAUCUAUACAAGUUGAAUGGACCACAGGAGAACUAUUUGAGACGGGAAAACACGAAUACAAACAUGUAUUGUAUAAGAAAAAGGAAUAUGGAAGCUGGGAUUCUGACAGAUAUUUUAAUGAUAUCAGGUUAACUGUUAAUUAUACAGUCAAUUUUUUACAACCAAACACAACCUACUACUUCCUAGUACAGGCAAUGUACAGAUACUCUACCAAAAGCUUUUAUUCUAAUUUGGCACAGGCAACCACUUUAAAUAAAACUCAUAACUCGAUCAGAAAAUCAGAAAAUUGGUAUGAGAAUGUCGAUGAGAGUCGUUCCCUUGCUUAUUCAGGUCUUCGUUAUGUUAAUAAUACAUAUGAUGAAUCAUUUUAGAAUGAACUGUAUUGAAAACUAGUCGAAAAUGAUGGUAAGAAUGCCUCGUCCCUAGUUUGACGGAAUAUUGUAGUUUCAUCUGUUGGCUGAUCAAUUACUAUGUACAAUAGGGGAUAGGAUAUAGUCAUUAGUUUCUCUUUCAUAUGGUUUAAAGCAUUUCCAACAUGGAAUUAGGUAAAUUGAAGUUAGGUUUGACAUCUUAGUUUCUCCUGAAUCGGGAACCUUUUCUUCGUUACUUACAAUAAACAAUUUACAAUAAACAAAUGAGUUUCUGAUAUCAAAAUGUUUUUACAUCUUUUAUGUACAAAAUAAUGUAACUAUGUUGUAAAGAAUAUACACGUAUAUAUUGUACAUUGUUUUGAGUACUAUUUUUUGUACAAAAUAAAUAUAUUAAUAAAGG